AUGCUUCGUCAAUUGUUUAUAAUAUUACUGUACACAACGAUUGCCAGGUGUACCUCCGAUGAAUACAAUUUAAAACGCCACGCAAUUCUGGAAGCGGAGAAGAUACACGCGACGGGUGGAAAUGCCUUUCUGACGGCGAAAGAAACACUGGCGAAUGAAAUGUUGAUCGGUUUGAAGAAUCAAUCGGUGCACGAUGCAACCUACAGCCCGGACACGUACGCUCCUGGGAUGCAUUUUUUCCGCGCCAAGCCAUUCAUCGAGGCUAGCGAAGUGUUCAGAAUUCUAAAAGCAAUGCCCAAAGGGUCGAUACUGCAUCUGCACAAUAUUGCGGCCGUCAGUUCGGAGUGGAUUGUUAAAAAUUUGACCUACCAUCCGGAGGCAUACAUCUGUCAAACCAGCAAAGGGGAUUAUUUCUUCACCACCAGAACUUCCAAACUUUGCGCCGAAGAUGCUCAUCACAGCAUCCAAAAACUGAGAGUGGAAAACGGAACGGCGGAACUGUUCGACCUGUGGUUGGAAUCAAUGAUCAACCUUAGGCUGCGUGGACCACAACUGAUGCACACGGAUCUGAACCAUAUCUGGGACGAAUUCGAGCGUAUGUUCACCGUGAUGAAGGAUCUAAUUUCGUACAAACCGUUUUUCGAAGCAUUCCACACCCGGCUGCUGGAAGAAUUCUACGAAGAUGGGGUGUUCUACAUUGAGCUUCGAAUGUCACUAUCGAAGCUGUACGAUGCUGGUAAUCGUGUGUACGACGAAAUGGAGGUUGCGAAAAUCGUACAACAUCUGGUGAACUCUUUCCGUGAAGCGAAUCCGGAUUUUAUUGGAGUAAAGAUCAUAUUUUCGAAGCAUCGUGGAAUCGAUACUGGAACAGCACAGGAUCUUUUGAAAUCGUUCGUUAAAUUGAACGCCGAAAUGCCGAAUCUGGUGAUUGGAUUUGAUCUGGUGGGACAGGAGGACGUGAAUCAACCUUUAACCAGUUUCUUGGAUGAAUUACGCAAAUUCGAAAAAACUACCCCGUAUUUCUUUCACGCGGGAGAAACCAAUGGCUAUGGAAGUGCCGCUGAUCUUAACCUGAUUGAUGCGGUGCUGCUGAACAGUCGUCGUAUCGGGCAUGGCUAUUCGCUGUACAAACAUCCGGUACUAUGGAAGGCAGUUAAAAGUAAGGGCAUUGCUCUCGAAGUGUGUCCACUUUCGAAUCAAGUAUUACGACUGGUAACCGAUCUGCGCAACCAUCCGGCAGUGUUCUAUGUAUCGGAGAGCAUUCCCAUCGUCGUUUCAUGCGAUGAUCCAGGAUUUUGGGACAGUAAGGGUGUAAGCUUCGAUUACUACUACGCUUUUAUGGCGAUCGCUCCCAGUUCCGCAGGUAUAGGAUUUCUCAAACAAAUUGUGUGGGAUUCAGUGAGGUAUAGCAGCCUAACAGUGAACGAGCGGCAACAAUUUUCCGAAAUACUGCAAACUAGAUGGGAUCAAUUCGUGGAGGAUCUAACAGCCGGCAAAUUCUCCGUCACCAACUGUUUGUCGGUUUAAGCACACUGAUUUAUCCAAUUGAUCGUUUUUGCUGAAUGAAGUUCUGGCAACAUAUCACAAUUUGAGUGUAGCACCUUCUGAA
Sabethes cyaneus is the source of this 1609-nucleotide messenger RNA. RefSeq names its product adenosine deaminase 2-like. The transcript is spliced from 6 exons. Lineage: Eukaryota; Metazoa; Arthropoda; Insecta; Diptera; Culicidae. Gene Ontology annotation, biological process: adenosine catabolic process; inosine biosynthetic process. The record is from RefSeq and is a predicted model, not a curated record. The coding region runs from base 1 to 1527 and encodes 508 amino acids. Gene Ontology annotation, molecular function: adenosine deaminase activity.